Molecule: messenger RNA, 747 nt
Organism: Adineta steineri
Lineage: Eukaryota; Metazoa; Rotifera; Eurotatoria; Adinetida; Adinetidae
Source: the annotation of a GenBank genome assembly
AUGGCUUCAGCAACUAAUAUAAAUCCUUUACUUGAUUAUUUGGAGGAUGGAAAAGCAUAUGAUCUAGAAUUUGGUGAUACAUGGAAUGAUGGAAAUUCAUCGAAAUAUGCAUAUCAUACUAUUAAAUAUGAUUUUAAACCAGCAUCUGUUAUUAAGUCUGAACAAGCAGAAUUAAGUGUUGGUCUAACACAAGAUGUUUCAAUUACAUUACCAAAUGUUGAAGGUUCAUUAACUCAAUCAACGAAAUUUUCUGGUAAUACAAAAUCGUAUACAGCAAAAGAAUGUUUAAUGGUAAUUGAUCCACAAACUGGAAAAAUUGUUAUCGAACGUUUAUCAGCAAAUGUUCGAGUCAAAAAUGUUCGAAUGGAAAAUCGUCCUGGAAAUCCACCAGUGAAAACUGCAAUUCCACCACGUGCAACAGUUACUGAACCUCAAACAGAGAAAAAAGCAUCUAAAACAGCAACAGCAACAACUAGUAAAGUAACAACACAAAAAGUAACUAAUCCAAAUAAACCAAUACUCAAUGCACCUGUUAAACCAAUGCCAACAAAACGAACCACAUCUCCUAUGGAUGAUCGAUUGAGUGAUGAAGAAUCUUCACCAGAUCAAACAACAACAACAACAACUAUUCCUACAUUUACAUCAAAUCCUGCACCUGUACAAACAAAUGUAUUAGCUAGACGUACAUCACAUACAACACUAGAGCAAGAUCUUCAACUUAGUGAUACAACGGAUGAAGAUGAUUAA